CUGGCGGGUAUGUUUAUUGUUUACAAAUAGAAGAUGUCAGGACCGAAAGAGGAAGAAGUCAUUACAUACAUCAUUACUCAGAUACAAGCACUUGAGUAUAAUGAUAUGGAAACUCUGGAGCCAAGUUGGGUGCGCUCGGUGCUCCUGACUGCUGGGGGACCGAGGCAAAAACUAAUGAUGUGGGUACUGAGUCAGUUGUGUCCGACAGAAGCUGCCGAGUUAGCCACAGUACCACAGCAUUCACUCAUCCAUAGAAUACUUCAGUCCCUAUCAUGCAUGGGAAUAUGUCGAUUAGGAGAUUCUGAUGUCAUUCAUGGGACAGCACCAGCAGCAGCACAGUUGCAGUUCUGGUGUGUGUGUUUUGAUAGUAUAAGCCGUUUGCGUCAGCUCUCACCUGGAGCCAGUAAGCAGCGAGCAGAAUCUCGAGCAGCCAAUUUGCUUCUGGAUCACCUGGCUCACUCCCCACACCUGCAGCCAACAAUGAGGGAGGGAGGUGUAAGAGUCGUACCAGCAGACCUGAAGGAGAAGUAUCGAGCGUGGUGCAGAGUCAGGCAGAACCUUCCUGUAGCUGACUUACUGCUGGAUACCCAAGAACAUCAUAGUGAAGCAAUGGAGAAAUAUAACACCAUGGAUGAGCGCUGGAAACUCAGGUUGUCAACAGAAGAGCAACGUGAGAUACAGGGUAGUGUGUGUGAGGCUGUGUCAAGGCUCACUAAACAACAGGAACUGCUUCAAGGCGUCUAUUCCUCAUACAUUGCUCCCUGGACGAACUCUACCACCCAGUUGGAGCUGCCUAAUACAGGUCCACUUAUUCAUGAGGCAAACAUCAAACUGGCAACACUGACUCAGGUACUUAAAUCAUCUGAAGAAGCAUCACAGAGGUGUGAAGAUUUGGGAGAACAUGAGAAAACGGCUGCUCGACAAGGCAUUCACCCUUCGGCCAUUAUGUCAACUCUCCGUUCCAUUGUGACUCGACCAUCAUUCGCUAAAUCAUCCGUCUGAGAUAAAAAUAAUAUGAUAUUUUCUCAUAACCUCAGUAGAGAACACAGGACAAUAAUGUAGCAUCAUCCUUGUCCAUCCAUCUGUACAGAAUGUUGUUCCCAUGCAAUAUCUUGAAAAGGCUCGUGCAGAUCAAUAAAAAAUUUGCUCGGAUGACGUGAAGAUUGGCAUCCUCUACUUAUUUUACCUAAAGAUUAACCGCCUUUAUGCUAACCUAACCUCAUCCCCCUACAGGUAGCAUUAGGUUGGUUAAUCCUAAGGUGAAAUAAGUUAGGGGUGAUAAUCGUCAUGUUAUCUAUUUAAUUGCAGGUUUAUAUCACAAGGAUUUAAGCCAAGUUUGAUAAUGAGUUUUUUUUUAUUGUUGCCUAUCAUACUGUGGAAUGUUUGGCCUAGAAAUUUUGACAAUGG
Molecule: messenger RNA, 1407 nt
Organism: Homarus americanus (American lobster)
Lineage: Eukaryota; Metazoa; Arthropoda; Malacostraca; Decapoda; Nephropidae
Exons: 7
Coding region: 34-1002 (322 amino acids)
Biological process (GO): centrosome cycle; spindle assembly
Cellular component (GO): HAUS complex
Molecular function (GO): microtubule minus-end binding
Source: RefSeq, a predicted model, not a curated record